Messenger RNA from Clonostachys rhizophaga, 1599 nucleotides. The record is from the annotation of a GenBank genome assembly. Lineage: Eukaryota; Fungi; Ascomycota; Sordariomycetes; Hypocreales; Bionectriaceae.
AUGAACCUUAGGUCAAAGACAGGAUGCAUCACCUGUAGGAUUCGGCGAGUCAAAUGUGAUGAAACAAAACCGCUGUGUACUCGAUGUCAAUCGUCUGGGCGCCAAUGCGAUGGCUACUUGCCCGAUACAAUAGUGAUUUCGAGACAGGAGCUUGUUGAAGCUGCCCGAAACCUCGGAACUAUUGGCCCAAUUUCACGAGCUCUAGCACAAAGGCCGUCGUCGCCUGUCAAUUGUAUCCAACCUUCAGAUAUGCCAUUUUUCGACACCUUUCGGUAUGCCAUUAUCCCUGGCACAUCUUUCUUCUUCCCGUCGAGCUUCUGGCAACGUACAGUGAUACAGAUGGCGCACCGCGAGCCCGCCAUUUGGCAUGCCACGGUCGCACUCGGCGCUCUUCAUCAACGAUCAGAGAUGCUACUUCAAGGGACAGAGGAUGAUACAAGUCUCAUCCUUGACCAGGCCUCUGCCCACUACGGUAAAGCAAUGGCUCUGGUAAAGGAUCUCCAUUCACCAGAGACGAUGGCAGCCGUCGCAAUUGCACUUGUGGCAGCUGCGAAUAUGCUUGAGCGAUGGUCUGAGAUGCACAUGCAUGUAAUGGCGGGCUUCAGAAUCAUUGCAGAAAAUGUCGCGCGUGUCCCGGGCCUCGUGGCCCUUGAAGGGUUGCUAGCAAAGACUGACCUACAAGCCAUGACGUUCAGCGACAGCCAGUGCCCGUACCCUUACGAGCAAUCAUCUGCUGUCUUUGCUAUGAAUGGGUCCCUCGCCUCCCCUAUCACAGAUGGCGGGUCCUACGAAGAGUUGGCUAGAGAGCUCUUCAGGCUCAUGAGGGCUCUCUUUCUCCUUGACAAUGGCACUCCGCCAGCAAAUGCCCAGCAUGGCCCGUGGCUCACAAGUUUUGCAGUGUUCCUUCGCAGACUGGCUUCCUGGGAGCUCAAGAUGGAGGAAUUCGAAUCCGUCCAUUGGCCCACUGAUGAUGAGCACACAGCAAGGCUUGCAAUACGACUGUACCAUGUGACUCUCAGGACGCUAAUUCGAGGAACAGCUUUCGGGCCCGAGACUCGUUGGGAUGCACUUCUUGGUUACUUUGAGUACGCAGCCGCGCUUGCUACCUCACUGCAAGAGCGCCUUCGUACAGCCGCCAUUCCAAAUAUCAGUGUUGAGCCUGGGCUGAUCAUUCCGCUGUGGAUGAUUAGCCAUCGAUGCAGACACCCCGCUUUGCGUCGGGUCGCGAUCAACAUGAUGGCAGAGGCGAAGAGGAUCGAGGGCAUGUGGAUGAGUGACGCCACUGCCCAGGUAAUGAGGACUAUUCUAGCCGUAGAAGAGGAAUCGAUGGGUCCUGGCAGCGCACAUGUCUGGCCGCCACCUGUGUUAGAUUCAUCGUCCCUGGAGAUUCCUUGGAGUGCGUGGUCUAAGCUAGGGUUUGAUGUUCCCACCACGCUCAGUUGGUCUGAUGUGCCAGUCAUACCAGAAGAGAACCGGGUGAAGGAGCUUCUCGGCACGAAGCGAGUUGGGAAGCGAUCUGCUGAUCUUCGGCUUUUGAUGGGCUCGGCUGAUGAUGAGAGUUCGUUUGGGCUAGUUAGGGAGAUAAGCAUAAGUUUCUAA